Molecule: messenger RNA, 1882 nt
Organism: Eleginops maclovinus (Patagonian blennie)
Lineage: Eukaryota; Metazoa; Chordata; Actinopteri; Perciformes; Eleginopidae
Product: semaphorin-4E-like
Exons: 14
Coding region: 134-1882 (582 amino acids)
Biological process (GO): negative regulation of axon extension involved in axon guidance; positive regulation of cell migration; axon guidance
Cellular component (GO): plasma membrane
Molecular function (GO): chemorepellent activity; semaphorin receptor binding
Source: RefSeq, a predicted model, not a curated record
GAUAAGAGAUGAUAUCGGCCAACUUGUGGUCGGAGCCAGAGGGAAAGUGCUCACACUAAACUUGGAUGACAUCACCAAAAAGACCAGUGAGGCCAAAUGGACAGUCAGUUCAGCAGACACAGCCCUCUGUGAAAUGAAAAGAAAGGACACCAAGGAAUGUGAUAACUUCAUUCGCACUCUACAGACAAUGGAGGAUGGUAAAAUGCUAGUGUGUGGGACAAAUGCUUUCAAACCUGCAUGUGACUACAUGACUUUCAUAAAUGGAAAUGUGUCCCUUAUGGGAAAUCAGCAGGUGGGGAGGGGGAAAGUUCCCUUUGACCCUCACCAACGCUUUGCCACCCUAAUGAAUGGAAACACUUUGUACUCGGCCACUUCCUCAAACUUUCUGGGCACAGAACUGGUGUUUCAGAGACAUGGACCGAACCUUCUCAAGACUGAAAUGUUACUCUCCUGGUUCAAUGAGCCUACCAUGAUAUCCUUAAGCCUCGUUGAAGCAAGCAAAAACAGUGAGGAUGGUACAGAUGACUUUGUUGUGUUGUUCUUCACUGAGAACGCUGUAGAGGAACGUCAUGGCAACAUACAGGUGUCAAGAAUUGCCCGUGUCUGUAAGAGUGACAUGGGGGGCCGAAGGACCCUGCAGGGAAAAUGGACUUCUUUCUUAAAGGUACGUUUGGAAUGUCCAUUUGGCAAUGUUGGCUCCCCAUCCCUGGUCAAGGAUGUGUUCCUUCUACAAGACCCAAGAAACUGGAGGGAUAGCAUCUUUUACGCUACGUUCACCAUUAACGUGGAUUCCUCAGGUGCUUGCAGCCAGUCUGCUGUCUGUGCAUACAAGCUUUCUGACAUUAGCCGAGUAUUCAGCGGGAGGUUUUUGACUGAGAGUGAUACUGGGAGCUGGGACACAUACACAGGAGAGGAGCCAUUCCCUCACCCUGGUUCAUGCAUUAACGAUAAACUGCGGGCGGAAGGUGUAAUGACCUCUCUCGACUUCUCAGACAAAACCCUGCUGUUUGUGAAGAACCACCCUUUGAUGGAAGGGGGGGUCACACCGAUCACUGGCAAGCCUCUGUUGGUCCGCAUGGGAACACUUUUCUCCAAAAUUGUCGUGGACCAAGUCACUUCACUGGAUGGACAACUGCAUCAAAUUAUGUUUAUUGGCACAGACUCUGGUUGGCUGCAGAAGGCAGUUAGGUUUGACGGUGAGGAAGGCCGCAUCAUUGAGGAGCUGCAGCUGUUUCCAACUCCUCAGUCAGUCGACUUUCUCCAGCUGUCCUCCAAAACAGGCCAAUUGUACAGUGGUGCCAAUGGCGUUGCUGUUCAAGUUAAUGUGAGGGACUGCAGCCGCUACACAUCAUGCGAUGACUGCCUUCUUGCCAGAGACCCGUACUGUGGCUGGGACAUGAUCAGCGGCCAGUGUGUGUCGGUUGCCGGCGCAUUUGCUAAGUCUAUAAUUCAGAGUUUGACUGAUGGAGACAUCCAGAUGUGCCCCAUCUCUGAUUUGAAUAAGAAACCUCCCAUUGUCUACCUGAACAUCAGGACAGCGCAGUUCCUUCCAUGUUCCCCUAAAACAAACCUCCCAAUCAGCUGGCGCCUCUCGGACAGUAUCCUCCUUCCAAGUCCCCGACACAUUGUUCUGAGCCUUGGUCUCAUCAUCAGACCUUCCUAUUCUGAGUCUGGCAUUUACACCUGUGAGACAGUGGAAACAGUAAAGGGCAAAGUGCACCGGACGAUGGUGGUCCAAUACUUCGUCCAGGAAGAGGAGCAGAGUGUGGAAACUGGGAGUUUUAAAUCUAUGUUCAUUCUCCCGGAACUCACUUUGGCAAACCUAGAGGUGGUAGAGGCAUACACUGUCGACGGCUGCCAAGUAAUUGAGAUCUCAGGUUGA